Camponotus floridanus (Florida carpenter ant) is the source of this 1139-nucleotide messenger RNA. RefSeq names its product 50S ribosomal protein L1 (gene mRpL1). The record is from RefSeq and is a predicted model, not a curated record. NCBI's taxonomy places the organism in Eukaryota, Metazoa, Arthropoda, Insecta, Hymenoptera, Formicidae. Bases 231 to 1130 code for a protein of 299 amino acids. The transcript is spliced from 8 exons.
CACGGCAUUAGCGGUACGUGUCUUAUAUUUUUUCCUUUAAAUAUUUCUUUAAUAAUGUGAAAGCGUAAUAUUAUAGUUGGUUACUAAAUUUUUCUUCAACAUACAUAAGACAUGUGACGUGCCUUAGUCCUAUUGGCUUUUUACAAGCACGAAAUUAUGCUGCUAGAAAAGGUACAAGAGAGAAAGCGAGGAAGAAAAAAGUCAAAGUGGUUGUUCAAAAACUCGGUUUUAUGGCACACAAGGAGAGAAAAGCAGUAUUUUCUGAUAAACGAAACAAGGCCAAACAAGGGAAUAUUAUAUUAGAUGAUAGUAAAAAACCAGAUCCGCUGGAUAAUGUCUGGAUUGGACAAUUUCACAAAUGGAAAAUUUAUUCAUUUGAAGAAGCAAUACAGAGUCAUCGUGAAAUACAUCAUCCUACUAUGUACAAUUUACCAAAUGCACUUCUAAAUGCAUUCAUAGAAUUGGAUAUGCAGGGUUCAAAGAAAACAAAAUUUGUCCCUGCUUUCACAAGAAUAGCAUGUGUGCCACAUUCAUUCGAUCAUGGUCAAAGCAGAAAAAUAUUAGCGUUUUGUAAAUCACCUGAAGUGCAGCAAAUAGCAAGAACAGCUGGAGCUCAGUAUGCUGGUGGUAAAGAAUUAAUAAAACAGAUUCAGAGUGGAGAAUUCUCACUGAAAGAGUAUGAUAUUAUUUUGUCAGAGCCAAGCAUCUUACCUGAUCUAUUGCUAAUUAGAGGACUCAUGAGGAAGAACUUUCCUAGCACUAAAUUAGGUACUCUAAGUCCUGAUAUGAAUAUGCUUGUAACGAAAUUUUUAACUGGAAUAAAAUAUAUGGCAAAGCCACAAAAUCUCCUACAAUCUUAUGGCACUAUUGAUGUUACAUUUGGAACGCUCGAUAUGGAUAUAAAACAAUUGGAAGAGAAUUUUAUUGCUAUUAUUAAGGAUGUUGAUGCUGCAAAAGUACGCCAAUCAGAGCCUUUUAUCACAAGAAUUCAUAUUUUGUGUCCACCAACAAGAGAAAAGUUUAAAGUUAACUUUGAACAAUAUUUACCUGAAAGUAGUGCGCUUAAAAAAGAAGAAGAAGAAGAAGAAGACGAAAGCGAAAAGCCAGAUGUUGUUAUUGCAUCUCAUUAAUUUUAUUAG